AAGAUAUUAGUUUCACCGUCGGAGAAAUCAAUGACAUCGAGCACAACAACAACGACGACUAGUACAACUACUGUAUCAGCGGAAGAUUGGGAGAGAAGAGACAGUAAUUGUUACUUCCCAGAUUGUCGUAAAGAUGCGAAUUGCAGUUGCGAGAUUUGUCUUGACAGUCUCAACGCAACGCUUGAUCUCAUGCCUCUCAGUGUUCAAAAAAGCUCUCUCACUAAGCUUUCUUUUGCUUCCAAUUUCAAAUCCACCGUUGAAUCUACUCCGACUUCGUUUGAUCCGACGGUGGUCACCACACCCGCUUCUGUUUCUCGCCCAAUACUGAAGUUGAUGAUCUCUUCGCCGAAGAAGAAACAGAUCAAGAAAUCAACAGUUUCCGAACCAAAGAAGACGACGAAGAAGAACGAGAGAAGUUCACUGAUUCGUGUUGUUCUGAAAGUGAUUUUGAUGAUUGGGUUGGUUCUGGGUUUGGAAUUAGGGUUUAGUUGGGUGUUUAAAGGGGUUUUGAAAUCCGAAUUUACAGAGGAGAUAGUGAGGAGAGCUGGUGAGAGAACUGAUGCUGAUCUUGAUCUGGGAGUGAAGCUGAGACUCUUGGAAGACGAAUUGAAGGGUUUUGUUAACAAUGGCAAGUUUUCGAGUUGCAUAGGUUCUGAUUCUAAAUGGAAAAUCAUUCAGGAUGGUCCAUUGUUGAACUCAAAGUGUGUUCUGUACAAAUCAGCCAUUGAAGAGGUGAGUAUAUGGGGAUGGCCUUUGCAGACAUCUGGAUUGUUCUAUACCGGUUUCUCCUCAAGUUCGAUCACCGUGUUAUCAGGCCGAGUAACUGAGUGGACCGAGGGGAAAUUCGGUUACACGAUGCGCGAGACCAAUACUUCAUGGAGGAAAACCAAAUGGAGCGCAUCGGUUCUGCAACUAGAUUCAAACACAUGGGUUCUUGAGUACAGCAAAAGCUCGGUGAUGGAUGAUAGUUCGAGUUUGUUGUCACUAACAAUGGAUCUCAUCAAACACAUGGUGUUUAGAGCAGCAAAGAAUGUAAAUCGGGAGAUUCGAACCGGUUCUUCCCUGACUAUAAGUUUUGAUGAGAGAGAAGAAGUAAUCACACACUUGUUCUUCGAUUCGUUUCUGGGAACUAGCUCUGAAAGAACAACGAUGACUAUGGCCGCUUUGAAUCAGCUAUUUUAUGUCCUCGCGACAAAACCCGAGCAGGAGAAGAUAACGCCUGAAGAGUCUAGUGCUAUUAUCUCUUGCCAUUUCAAAGUUUUGUGGACUGCUGGUUUUGCGUCUGGUGUAGGGGGAGGUUUAACUUGGCAAGUGACAAAGAAGUUGAAAAAGCCGAAAGGACUUGAGAGGAUUGCUCUUGCUACUGGAGUGGCUGCUGCGACUUUUGUUGUUGCUUGGAAUCGGGCAAGUUCCAAAAAUGCAGUUUCAUGCCUUGAUCAUAUCCUUAGUCAAGAUGCAACACGAAUGCAGAAAGAGCUUGUCAAUGUCUUAGUCAGGUCCAAUAGAGGUGAAGAUUGGAGGUGGCAACUUAUGUCCAAGCAUUUUUACCCCGAAUCUGUUUACGGUGAUGAAGGAGACAAACCUCAAAUGCGUUGGCGUAGACGAACCACUUUCACCGAAAUUGCCUCUUCUUAUGAUGAUGUCAAUGCAACCAAAUCUCAGAGAAACCCCAAUGGCUUACCAAACCCUUCUCAUCGAAGCAUUUCCAAUGGAUCUGAUGCUUCAAAGACUAAACCGAUGCUCCAAAAUAGCUCUGGAAACUCAGAUGGCGAAAUGCCGGAAGAAGAUGUUCUUGACAUUGUAUUUGGUGGUUCAGAACCAACAGAGAGCAUUCCUGCGCCAGUUAUUUCAAAGGCUGCUAGCAAAACGCAAACUCGCAAACAGAAAAGAGCUCAACGGAGACAGAGGCUUAAAAACCGUGAAGCUUCCACAAAUACUCCUCAGUAUGAACUUGCAUAGAGAAAACAAAACAAUUAUGCUUCUUUUGCUUUAUGUUUAUCACCAUGUAUUUGUCUCUUUAUCGAUGGCUCCAAGUUUCAAUCCCAAUUUGUCAUUUUGAAUCUCAUUUUAUGAAGGAUGAUUAUGUAAGAAUAUUGACGAUGAUAAGAUCUUUUCAUUGUACCUUAUAUGCAUUGUAACUCGUAAAAUGAAUAUGAAUAAUGGUC
Messenger RNA from Arabidopsis arenosa, 2165 nucleotides. Lineage: Eukaryota; Viridiplantae; Streptophyta; Magnoliopsida; Brassicales; Brassicaceae. The record is from the annotation of a GenBank genome assembly.